Messenger RNA from Baudoinia panamericana UAMH 10762, 2097 nucleotides. Its product is annotated as carbohydrate-binding module family 1 protein. Gene Ontology annotation, biological process: carbohydrate metabolic process. Lineage: Eukaryota; Fungi; Ascomycota; Dothideomycetes; Mycosphaerellales; Teratosphaeriaceae. Gene Ontology annotation, molecular function: hydrolase activity, hydrolyzing O-glycosyl compounds; cellulose binding. The transcript has 8 exons. The coding region runs from base 110 to 2014 and encodes 634 amino acids. The record is from RefSeq and is a predicted model, not a curated record. Gene Ontology annotation, cellular component: extracellular region.
CACGAAGACACCAGAGGAUAUAAGACGUGUGAAACUGCCGCUGCCUCUGCGACACCCUGAUGUCGAAUACCAGUACCUUCCUGCCUGAAACUGUCCUCCCCAUUUCAUUAUGAGUUCACUCGCACUUUCCAUUCUUGCGCUUGGCGCUCUCGUCCGUGGCCAGCAGGCUGGCACCCUCACUGCCGAAGUCCAUCCGCCGCUCACUGUAUCCAACUGCACUGCUAACGGUUGCACCACCGAGAGCCACACGAUUGUCUUAGAUGCCAAUUGGCGCUGGCUACACAGCACUACCGGUAGCACCAAUUGCUACAAUGGAAACACAUGGGACGCAACACUCUGCCCAGACCCCGUGACUUGCGCAGCCAACUGCGCGCUCGAUGGAGGGAACUACGCCAGCACUUAUGGCAUCACCACGUCCGGCAACUCUCUCAGUCUGGGCUUCAAGACCGGCAGCAACGUUGGCUCACGCGUGUAUCUCAUGGACACCAGUGACUCUCAAUACCAGGUGUUCCACUUGAAGAAUCGCGAAUUUACCUUUGAUGUCGAUGUGUCCGGCAUCGGCUGCGGGAUCAACGGUGCUUUGUACUUUGUUGAGAUGUAUCCCGACGGAGGGUUGAGUGAGUAUUCGGGAAACAAGGCGGGUGCGAAGUAUGGUACCGGAUACUGUGACUCUCAAUGCCCCCAGGACAUUAAGUUCAUCAACGGAAAGGCCAACAUUAAUGGCUGGACGCCGGCCAGCAACAAUGCAAACACCGGGUCUGGUGGUUCCGGCUCUUGCUGCAAUGAGAUGGAUAUCUGGGAGGCCAAUUCUGUGUCCGCCGCACUGACGCCGCAUGUCUGCAGCGUCAACGGCCAGACAAUCUGCUCGACUAACACCACUUGCGGAGCCGGCUCGGAUAGGUAUACGGGAUAUUGUGACAAGGACGGAUGCGACUUCAACAGCUACCGCAUGGGCAACCAUACCUUCUACGGACCGGGUGACACUGUCGACACCAAGUCAAAAUUCACCGUGGUCACUCAAUUCAUCACGAGCGACGGGACUGACGCGGGCAAACUCUCCGAGAUCCGCCGCUUCUAUGUCCAGAACGGCAAAGUCAUCUCCAACUCUGCUUCUGACGUCGCUGGAGUGUCGGGCAACAGCAUCACGGACUCUUUCUGCGCCGCGCAGAAGACUGCUUUUAACGAUACCAACGAAUUUGCUGCGAAAGGUGGUCUAGCUGCGAUGGGUGCUGCCUUUGAUCGCGGCAUGGAGCUGGUUAUCUCCAUUUGGGACGACUAUGCGGUUGAUAUGCUGUGGCUGGAUUCCGACUACCCUACGACUGCUGAUCCGGGUGCGCCAGGGGUGGCGAGAGGGACUUGCGCCACCACCUCCGGUGUUCCUAGCGACGUCGAGUCGCAACAGGCGAACGCGAAAGUCAUCUUCUCAAACAUCAAGGUCGGUACGUUGUGCAGUACGUUCAGUGGUGGCAACUGCGGUGCGAGCGGAACAGGUGGCUCUUCCUCAUCCAGCUCCUCCAUUGCCUCAUCGUCACGCUCGACAUCUAGUACCGCAGCUUCCACUUCGUCGCGGACUUCCUCGACCUCGGUUCCUCCCUCCUCAACGCGCACUUCUUCCACCUCGACGCGUGGCUCCUCGACUGCGUCUUUGGCCAGGGUCUCCACGUCUUCUACUCGUACGUCAAGCAUUUCUAGCAGCAGCAGCAGCCCAACAGGCACAAGUGUUGCUCAGCACUAUGGGCAAUGCGGUAGGCAGCAUCAUUGGCCCACCAAGUUUCGAAGUAUUUGGCUAACCUUGGUAGGCGGCAUUGGCUGGAAUGGUCCAACAAGUUGCGCCAGUCCAUACACCUGUACGGUGUCCAAUGCCUACUACUCCCAGCUUGUAGCCUGGAACCUUGGAUACUGCGGAAGAUGCAGAUGGAACGUCUUUCAUGAUGCGGGACGGCAAGUGUGCUCUGGACAAUGUUCAACUCUCUCUCGCGACUGUCUUGCUGCGCAAGGAACUUGGCUUCGUUGAUGCAGUGCGUGGGUUAGCUUUACUAUGUCUUUCUCGCUCUGUGUCAUGGUCAAGUACAGUAUGAAAUACACUUCAUUACAGCU